AUGGGGCUAAGACUUGCCAGCGUGUUUGCACUGUGGCUGGCUCUUUCCUGUGCGAAUGAAAUUAAAAAAGGCAGAACCCAAAACCAUGGCCACUACGUCUGCAGUACCUGGGGGAACAAUCAUUUCAAAACUUUUGAUGGCGACUUCUACCAGUUCCCUGGACUCUGUGAUUACAACUUUGCUUCUGACUGCCGAGAGUCUUACCAGGAGUUCUCAAUCCACGUCCAGCGUGCUGUGAAUGAAAAUCAACACCCUGACAUCCAAUAUGUCCUGAUAACCAUAAAGGAUGUUGUAAUCUACCUCACCCAAAAUGCGGUUGUCGUGGAUGAGCAAAUUGUAACAACACCAUACUAUAGUUCCGGUUUGCUGAUUGAGAGGAGUGAAAUCUACACUAAAGUCUAUGCAAGAGCGGGCCUGGUUCUAAUGUGGAACCGUGAAGAUUCACUGAUGUUGGAGCUGGAUGCCAAGUUUAACAACCAUACAUGUGGUCUUUGUGGGGAUUACAAUGGACAGCAGCUCUACAAUGAAUUUAUCUCUAACGACAUGAUCUUCAAUCCGAUCACAUUUGGAAAUAUGCAAAAGAUUAACAAACCCAACACAGUAUGUGAGGACCCUGAUGAAACACAGACUGUCACAACCUGUAAUCAGCAUCGUGAUGAGUGUCUGAGUCUGCUGACUUCUUCAGUAUUCGCGGACUGUGUGUCCCGUCUGAACCUGGAGAUGUAUGUUCAAGCCUGUAUGCAGGAUAAGUGUGCCUGCCAGGGAGCUGAGGAUUCCUUCUGCCUUUGCAGCACCAUCUCUGAGUACUCUCGCCAAUGCUCCCAUGCUGGUGGCCGGCCUGGAAACUGGAGGACAGAAAAGUUUUGCCCUAAGACGUGCCCUGGAAACAUGAUCUACCAGGAAAGCAGCUCACCAUGCAUAAGCACUUGUUCCCAUUUGGAAAUCAGCAGCCUUUGUGAGGAACACUUCAUGGAUGGCUGCUUCUGCCCUGAAGGAACUGUGUAUGAUGACAUCAGUGGGAAAGGCUGUGUGUCUGUUAACCAAUGUCACUGCAAACAGCAUGGAUCCCUGUAUUCACCUGGGCAAAAUAUCACCAAUGAAUGUGAAGAAUGCACCUGUGAUUCAGGCAGGUGGGUGUGCAAGCACUUAUCCUGUCCAGGCUCAUGCUUAGUGGAAGGAGGUGCUCACAUCACCACCUUUGAUGGGAAGAAAUACACCUUCCAUGGAGACUGCUACUAUGUGCUGUCCAAGGGAGGUAUAAAUGACACUCACGCCCUCCUGGCAGAGCUGUCUCCCUGUGGCUCCACAGACAAACAGACCUGUUUGAAGACUGUUGUGCUGUUAAUAGACCACAAGAAAAAUAUCUUGGUUUUCAGAUCAGAUGGCACUGUGCUGCUGAAUGAACUGGAAGUGCACUUGCCUCAUGUGACAGCAAGCUUCUCAGUUUUCCAGCCAACUUCAUACCAUCUCAUUGUGCAUACCUAUUUUGGUCUCAAGCUACAAAUCCAAUUGGUUCCAAUCAUGCAGCUGUUUGUGAUUGUGGAUCAAUCUGCCCAAGGAAAACUGCAAGGUCUUUGUGGGAAUUUCAAUGGCAUAGAAUGUGAUGAUUUUAAAACAGCUGGUGGGCUUGUGGAAGCUACAGGAUCUGCCUUUGCUAACACUUGGAAAGCACAAGCCACCUGUAGAGACCAAGUGGAUAAUUUGGAAGACCCUUGUGCUCUCAGCUUUGAAAGCGAAAAUUAUGCUGAAUAUUGGUGUUCCUUACUGAAAAAUUCAGAAUCUCCUUUUGCUAGAUGUCACUCAGUCAUUGAUCCUGUGGAAUAUUAUAAGAGAUGUAAAUAUGACACCUGCAACUGUAAGAACAGUGAAGAAUGCUUGUGUGGGGCCCUCUCCUCUUACGCAAGAGCCUGUGCCUUCAAAGGAAUCAUGCUGGGGGGCUGGAGACAAAGUGUCUGCAACAAAGAAGUGUCCUCUUGCCCAGCAUCCCAGGUCUUCCUUUACAAUCUGACCACAUGUCAACAUACCUGUCGCUCCCUUGCUGAUGGCGAAAAGUACUGCUUGGAGGGCUUUAUUCCCAUUGAUGGCUGUGGCUGCCCUGAUAACACCUAUAUGAAUGAGAAGGGUAACUGUGUGCCCAUCUCCUAUUGUACAUGCUACUAUAAAGGGUCAUACCUGGAACCUGGGGAUGUCAUCGUGAAACAAGAAGAACGUUGUGUUUGCCGAAAUGGAAUUCUCCAUUGCACUCAAGUGACUCACAUGGUAUCUUUUUUUACAGCGUGUCAGUCCCCCAAGAUUCACUUUGAUUGCAGCAGUGUCAAGUCUUGGUCUUCACAAACCCCUCUGCAGCUAAGCUGCCAUACGCUGGGUACUGACUAUUUCCAGACAGAGUGUGUCUCAGGGUGCAUGUGUCCUCAUGGACUGAUUGAUGAUGGCAGAGGGGGCUGUGUCAGGGAGAAGGACUGUCCAUGUAUUCAUAACAAGCAGUUUUAUUCUUCUGGAGAGGACGUAAAAGUGGGCUGCAACAAAUGUACCUGCCAAAAAGGAAAAUGGACCUGCACCAAUAAUGUGUGCUUUGGGACUUGUACUAUAUAUGGAAGUGGCCAUUAUAUCAGCUUUGAUGGAAAACACUAUGACUUUGAUGGACACUGUGAAUAUGUGGCUGCCCAGGAUUAUUGUGGUGAGGAUCUCGAUGGUUCGUUUAGUAUCGUCACAGUGAAUGUUCCAUGUGGAACCACCGGAGUCACCUGCUCAAAGGCUAUUAAAAUAUUUCUAGGGAGAACUGAACUGAAGUUGGAGGGCAAGAAAUAUGAAGCAAUUCAGCGAGAUGUUGGCCACGAUAUACAGUAUUGGACUCGUACAGUGGGGCUCUAUCUUGUUAUUGAAGCCAGCAAUGGCGUGAUGCUCAUCUGGGAUAAGAAGACUACUAUUUUCAUAAGUCUGGUUCCUUAUUAUAAGGGCAAAGUCUGUGGUUUGUGUGGCAACUUUGAUGACACGUCCAACAAUGAUUUCACAACAAGGAGCGGGCUGCAGGUGACCAAUCCUCUGGAGUUUGGUAAUUCUUGGAAACUGUCUGGCUCCUGCCCUGAUGUGGUGGAUGAGAUCCUGCCCUGCAAUCUGAAACCUCACCGCAAGUCCUGGGCAGAGAAGGAGUGCAGCAUCAUCCGGAGCGAAGUCUUUAAAGAUUGUCACGCCAAGGUGGACCCAGCUCCAUUCUAUGAAAAUUGUGUUCAUGAUGCCUGCUCCUGUGACAGUGGUGGAGACUGUGAGUGCUUCUGUUCUGCAGUUGCUGCUUAUGCCCAUGAGUGCAAUAAGACUGGAGUUUGUGUCUUCUGGAGAACUCCUGAUAUAUGCCCAAUAUUUUGUGAUUACUACAACCAUUAUAAUGAGUGCAAGUGGCACUACGAGCCUUGUGGCCGUCAAAUUAAGACCUGCAGGAUCAUUAACAAUGUCAGCACCAACUUCUCAUUGCCAUAUCUGGAAGGUUGCUACCCCAGAUGCUCUACAGAUGAACCCAUUUUCGAUGAAGAUUCCAACAAAUGUGUAACCGAAGACAAAUGUGGCUGUUAUAUUGCAAAUGGCACUCGUUAUGAACCUGGCGAAGAAGUACCCACAGACAAAGUUUGUCUGAAAUGUAUCUGCUACUCAACAGGAAAUAUUGUGUGCAUGCCUGACCCAGCCUGUACCACAAUCCCAACAACCACUACACCCCCUACUACCACACUCUCAACCACCACCACUAUUACCACAACCACACCGACAACCACUACAACUACCACUGUGCCAACAUCAACUACUACAACAUCGCCUGUAAUAGGUGAAAGCUACUGGCCAUGUAACUGCACCAAGGCAAUAUGCGUUAACAACAAAACAUGGGAGCUGGUUACGACUGUAUGUGAACUUCCUCCUAAGCCCAGUUGUAUCAAUGGGCUCGCUCCUGUGCUGGUGCAGGGUGAAUGCUGUUGGCACUGGGAGUGUGACUGUUAUUGCACUGGAUGGGGAGACCCACAUUAUGUGACCUUUGAUGGACACUACUAUAGCUACCAAGGGAAUUGUACAUAUGUCCUGGUGGAAGAGAUUAACAAAAAUAUUGACAACUUUGGGAUCUACAUUGACAACUAUCACUGCAUUGCACAGGACAGAGUGUCAUGUCCACGCACACUCAUCGUGAGACACGAGACCCAGGAAGUGCACAUAAAGACUAUCACACUGUUUCCUCUCAAAGUACAGGUGACGGUAAACAAUCAGGAAGUGGCUACACCUUACAAAAAAUACGGCGUGAGAAUCUUUAAGUCAGGCAUAAAUUACGUAGUGGAAAUUUCUAGACUUGGGGUAAAUGUAACCUACAAUGGAUGGACUUUCUCAAUUAGAUUGCCCUACCAGAGGUUUGGCAACAACACCCAAGGACAGUGCGGCACUUGUACCAACAACACAGCAGAUGACUGCAUGUUACCUGGUGGAAAGAUCAUAGGUAACUGUGAAACCAUGGCAGAUCAUUGGGUGAUUAAUGACCCCGAAAAGCCACACUGCUCUCCAUCCCUAACAACUACAGAGGCACCUCCUAUCACCCCACCAUCCUGCAAACCAUCUGAUCUCUGCAAGCUCAUUAAAGAAGGCCCGUUCAAAGCAUGCCAUCCCUUUGUCAACCCUGACCACUACUACGCAGCCUGUGUUUUCGACAGCUGCGCUCUUCCCAACUCUAAAUUGGAGUGUGCAAGUUUGCAAACCUACGCUGCUCUCUGCGCUGACCAGGGGGUCUGUGUUGAUUGGAGAGGCCAUACCCGUGAUAUCUGCCCGCUUAAGUGCCCAUCACACAAAGUAUACAAAGCAUGUGGUCCUAUUGAAGAGGUGACCUGCAAGUCAAGCCAAGUUGCACAAAACCAAACCGGUCAUGUGGAAGGCUGCUUCUGUCCUGCUGGAACAAUGCCUUAUGGUGAAGGUGUGGAUGUCUGUGUAAAAACCUGCGGGUGUGUUGGACCAGAUAAUAAACCAAGAAAGUUUGGGGAAGUUUUUGAGUUUGACUGUAAGAAAUGCAUUUGCCUGGAAGGUGGAAGUGGCAUUAUCUGUGAGCCCCUCAAAUGUCCAGCGCAAGCGGAUAAACCAAGCUGCAGUGAUGAAGGCUUUUACGAGGUCACUGAAGUCAGUCCUGACAACAUCUGCUGCAGCAUAACUUCCUGCAGAUGCAAUGCGAGCUUUUGCACAACCAUACCUCCUAAAUGUAAAAUUGGUUACGAACUUGUUUCCAAUAUUGCCACUGGCAAGUGCUGUCCUACGUAUGAGUGCGUUCCCAAGAAGGUUUGUGUGGUUGGGAAUGCUGAGUACAUGCCUGGUUCCCCAGUCGUUGCUGAUAAGUGCCAAAAUUGUGUCUGCACUGAUAAAUCGAACAGUAGUGGUCUGAAUGUCGUCACAUGCAAGCGCAUUCCAUGCAAUGAAAGGUGCCAGCCAGGAUAUGAACUUAAAGAUGUGAAAGGGGAAUGCUGUCCAAAAUGCGUGCAGACCAAGUGUGUUGUAAAUAAGGGUGACAGCACCGUCCUCAUCUUGAGUCCUGGUGAAAUGGAAAAUGAUCCAAAAGACAACUGCACCGUUUAUAGCUGUGUGUCGAUCAAAGGUCAGCUCAUCUCCUCCACCUCAGAGAUUACCUGCCCAUCGUUCAAUGAGGAGAAUUGUAAAGCUGGCACUAUUACACUGCUGCCUAAUGGUUGCUGUAAAACAUGCAUCCCUCGCGACAGCCCAUCACCGUGUUCUGUCACCCAAAUCGUGGACCAUAUCACCCAUAAGGGCUGCCGUUCUGUGGAUAAAGUCUACCUGACUCAAUGUGAAGGAUCAUGCGGAACCUUCUCAUUAUACUCUGCUGAGGCCAACUCCAUGGAGCACAAGUGUUCCUGCUGCAGGGAGGCAGCGACUAGCGAGAAGCAAGUUCUACUGGAAUGCCCCAACGGGAAAUCUCUGAUUCACAAGUACCUGCACGUGGACCGUUGUGAAUGUCUUGACAGUGAGUGCACACAACCCAGCUCCUCAGAAAAGUCAAAGGAAAGUGAAGAACAGAGUGCCAUCGAACGUGUCAAGCGGGCCAUUCAGAAAAUAUUGAAAUGA
Molecule: messenger RNA, 6090 nt
Organism: Terrapene triunguis (Three-toed box turtle)
Lineage: Eukaryota; Metazoa; Chordata; Testudines; Emydidae
Product: mucin-2
Exons: 45
Coding region: 1-6090 (2029 amino acids)
Cellular component (GO): extracellular matrix
Molecular function (GO): protein binding
Source: RefSeq, a predicted model, not a curated record